Messenger RNA from Condylura cristata (star-nosed mole), 1124 nucleotides. RefSeq lists its product as uncharacterized. The transcript has 2 exons. The record is from RefSeq and is a predicted model, not a curated record. The coding region runs from base 22 to 1041 and encodes 339 amino acids. Lineage: Eukaryota; Metazoa; Chordata; Mammalia; Eulipotyphla; Talpidae.
CAGACCGAGAGUCGCGCCCCAAUGGCCUUUAGAGAGCCAGGCUACUCCUGCUGCAGUGUCCUGGCGCGCGGGGGCGCGGCUCUCCUGCGGGGCGGCUGCGGAGUCCCUCCGGGGGCCAUUUCUGCAGCUCCGUCUCUGAGUUCGCUCAUCUCAGGCUCCCUGGUGCCUGGUCUCGUGGGGCGUUUACCGCCGCCCCUUGGCGCCCUGUUGAGACGGGACCCUGGGGUCUCCCUCCAGCUGCGCCCGGGCGCUGGCUCCACCUGGUGGUCGGGGUUGGCCCCGCGCACUGGCCCAUCGCCCCUGCCGGCCUGGAAGGCCGGGUGCCCCAGCCCCCCAGCACCCAGCCGCCUGCCAGGCGGGUGUCCCUGCGCUUCCCGCCCUCCCGAGGGAUGCGGCUGGCAUCGCGUGCAAAGGGCAGCCGCCUGGCAGGAGGCGCAUCCUGACUUCAUGUCUCGUCCCCAGGGAAGCCAAGUGUGCACAGCACCGGGUGUUGGCCAUCCAGUGCAUUUGGCCCCUUCCUUGUCCAGCACUGACCACCGGCAAGUGGGCACUGAGUGCUUUUCAGGGACAGAGAACAAGGAGGGGUCAGCUGGCACCCACAGCCACCUCUGUGGCCUGCUGCCCCAGGGCCCAGCCACCAUCAUUCCCUGGAGGCUUGCCUUCCUGAGGGCAGCCCUAAGCUUGGGGCCUGGAGUCCAUGUGCUGAGCCCCACGAUGCUGGCCCUGAGGGGCAGGAGGGAGGCAGAGCACACCACACACCCCAGGCUUCAGCCCUGGGCUGCAGAUGCCCAGGAGGCGGGGAUAGGGGUCGCAGAGGGCAGGGCUCUUUUAAGAGAAAAGGCCACACUUCCCUCUGGUCAGGGAGCUCCCUUCCCCGAGAGUCUCAAGCCCUGGAUUGCUCUCCCUGGGCCCAAAAGUGGAUUCUCCAAUGACCCAUUUAGUCUGGUUCCAAAUAUCCACCUUGCCACGGGCAGUGCUUCUCUGGAAGCUUGGGUGAGAGUGCUCGGUGCCCUCCUGGACCCUUCCGCUUUCAAGGAUUGACAAGAUGUUCCUGAGAAGGUCUGGGCAGGAAGAUGGUGUCGCACAUGUUGGUUGAGGAAUUUCUCAGUGGAGAAGGCCAGCGA